Glycine soja is the source of this 883-nucleotide messenger RNA. RefSeq names its product 40S ribosomal protein S14. NCBI's taxonomy places the organism in Eukaryota, Viridiplantae, Streptophyta, Magnoliopsida, Fabales, Fabaceae. The coding region runs from base 154 to 606 and encodes 150 amino acids. Gene Ontology annotation, molecular function: mRNA 5'-UTR binding; small ribosomal subunit rRNA binding; structural constituent of ribosome. Gene Ontology annotation, biological process: ribosomal small subunit assembly; translation; maturation of SSU-rRNA from tricistronic rRNA transcript (SSU-rRNA, 5.8S rRNA, LSU-rRNA). The transcript has 6 exons. The record is from RefSeq and is a predicted model, not a curated record. Gene Ontology annotation, cellular component: cytosolic small ribosomal subunit; ribosome.
AAAAACUUUUUGAGGGAUACUCUUACAAACCCUAAUCUAAUCUCACUUUCUUGUUCUUCUUCUUAUUUGUAACGAAGCAAACGCUGCCGAAUUCGUUAUCGCUUUGCACUAGCAGCUUUGAAACCCGGUUCAUCCGAAGCCCUUCACCGAACCAUGUCGAGGAGAAAGGUUAGAGAGCCAAAGGAGGAAAAUGUGACUCUGGGUCCAGCUGUUAGAGAUGGUGAACACGUUUUUGGCGUUGCUCGCAUCUUUGCCUCCUUCAACGACACCUUCAUCCAUGUCACUGAUUUGUCUGGCAGGGAAACCCUUGUCCGAAUCACUGGUGGUAUGAAAGUUAAAGCUGACAGAGAUGAAUCAUCUCCUUAUGCUGCUAUGCUUGCAGCUCAGGAUGUUGCUGCCAGAUGCAAGGAACUGGGCAUAACUGCUCUUCAUAUCAAGCUCCGUGCUACUGGUGGAAACAAGACCAAAACACCUGGUCCUGGUGCUCAAUCAGCUCUUCGAGCCCUUGCUCGUUCAGGAAUGAAAAUUGGUCGUAUAGAGGAUGUUACUCCCAUUCCUUCGGAUAGCACACGUAGAAAGAGUGGUAGAAGGGGUAGAAGACUUUAAACUUCCUAUUCUGGAGUUGCUAUAUUUUACUUUUAAUGCCAAAGAGAAUUGUGGCCUUUUGAUGUUUUUUAAGUUAAUAUCAGAACUUCUAUUGCAUUUCUUGAGGUGUUGAACAGAAUUUUUGUUGAGUACACAUUUAAUCAUUGUUGUCAGAGAUUUUUUAAAGUUGAGCAUGUUGCUUCCUAGGUUUGGUUGAUUAUUGUUUUUUAUAAUUCGGUUCUCCCUUUCGGCUACUCUUAAGCAUGAAUGAAUUAUAAAUCUAUUCGUUGUUCGUCAA